Pseudocercospora fijiensis CIRAD86 is the source of this 540-nucleotide messenger RNA. RefSeq lists its product as uncharacterized. Lineage: Eukaryota; Fungi; Ascomycota; Dothideomycetes; Mycosphaerellales; Mycosphaerellaceae. The record is from RefSeq and is a predicted model, not a curated record. The transcript is spliced from 2 exons. The annotation marks the transcript as partial.
CAGUCUGCCCAGCAGUCGCACAACUCCCACUCUCACGGUCACCACGGGCGCAGUCGUCGAGGUCCGAGAAUCUCAUCCCAGAAUGCCCAUCGGCAAUACAAGGCUCAACGGAGUCCUAAAGAGGAGGUGCCUGCGCCGCAGACACACAUCGACUACAUGAGGACAUUAGAAGCUGCUAUAGGCUUCGACUUCGAUGACGACGAGGUCUUCUGCCCUUUCAACCUCUUGACCGAGGAAGAUCUCACUUCCAUAGCGUCAUCAGGCUCUGACAGAGGUUCUCUCUCGUCUGGCUCACCCGAAGCCUCGCCUUUACAGCAGCAGGUACAGCCUACUCCAUCAGCCCUCCUCUCCUCCGUCCCGCAUGCAUACCAGUCUGCGAACUAUCAGCAAACCCACACCAAGCUGCACCAGCCAAUGGCCCAGCGGACUCGUAAUGCGAUUCCGAUUGUGGACCCAUCGACCCGCUCGGUGGCUAGCCCUCCAAUGUCUGUCUCGCCAGGCCGACAGAUGCAGCAGCAGUACGUUCGCCGCCAGUGGUAA